This is a messenger RNA of Westerdykella ornata, 1032 nucleotides long. RefSeq names its product casein kinase II subunit alpha. Bases 1 to 1032 code for a protein of 343 amino acids. The record is from RefSeq and is a predicted model, not a curated record. The transcript is spliced from 5 exons. Gene Ontology annotation, biological process: protein phosphorylation; regulation of transcription by RNA polymerase III; DNA damage response. Gene Ontology annotation, cellular component: protein kinase CK2 complex; nucleus; cytosol. Gene Ontology annotation, molecular function: ATP binding; protein serine/threonine kinase activity. Lineage: Eukaryota; Fungi; Ascomycota; Dothideomycetes; Pleosporales; Sporormiaceae.
AUGGCACUCAACAGUGCUGGCGGCGCCGCCAGCAUUGCCCGCGUCUAUGCUGAUGUCAACCAAAAUAUGCCCCGCGCAUACUGGGACUACGACAGCGUGAACAUCUCCUGGGGAGUGUUGGAGAACUACGAGGUAGUGCGUAAGAUUGGCCGCGGAAAGUAUAGUGAAGUUUUCGAAGGCAUCAACGUCGUCAACUACCAGAAAUGCGUCAUCAAAGUUCUGAAGCCGGUCAAAAAGAAGAAGAUAAAGCGCGAGAUCAAGAUUCUGCAGAACCUGGCGGGGGGACCCAAUAUCGUGGCACUGUUGGAUGUUGUCCGUGAUAAUCAGAGUAAAACACCGUCUUUGAUCUUCGAAUAUGUCAAUAAUACCGAUUUCCGCAGCCUGUACCCAAAGUUCCAGGACUACGAUGUGCGGUACUACAUUUAUGAGCUGCUCAAGGCACUGGACUUCUGCCACAGCAAGGGCAUCAUGCACAGAGACGUGAAGCCUCACAAUGUCAUGAUUGAUCACGAGAAACGAAAGCUUCGUCUGAUCGAUUGGGGUCUGGCUGAGUUCUACCAUGCCGGUACUGAGUACAACGUGCGGGUCGCUUCUCGCUAUUUCAAGGGUCCGGAGCUGCUCGUGGAUUUCCAGGAGUACGACUACUCGCUCGACAUGUGGUCCCUCGGCGCCAUGUUCGCUUCGAUGAUAUUUAGGAAAGAGCCCUUCUUCCACGGGGCCAGCAACUCCGACCAGCUCGUCAAGAUCGCAAAGGUCCUGGGCACCGACGAGCUCUUUGACUACCUCGACAAGUACGACAUCGAGCUCGAUGCACAGUACGACGAUAUUCUGUCGAAAUACCCCAAGAAGUCGUGGCAUUCGUUUAUUAACUCGGAGAAUCAACGGUUUGUUAGCAAUGAUGCGAUUGAUUUCCUCGAUAAGCUUUUGCGCUACGACCACCAGGAACGUCUGACGGCGAAGGAGGCCAUGGACCACCCAUAUUUUGCGCCCGUCAGGCAAGCAGCAGCAGGGAAUGCCAAUACAGGAUCGUGA